AUGUUUAAAGGUUUCGAAAAAAAAAAGCCGUCACCAGGCUUAAACGAUUGUGGAGUUUCAAAAAGCCUUAUUAAACAUGGUAUAUCAUUAGUAAUGUUGAAUCCUGAUGUUUUGCGAGUAGGAAGACCUGUGGAUCCUCAGAAAGCAGCAUCCGUGGCGAAUUUGUUGAGUAAGCAUUAUGAAUGGAGAGAGUUGCCAAAUUUAAAGUUCUAUAAAGAAGUAAAUGAUCAAGAUCCAGUACAUCCUCUUCAAAUGAUCCCAGAAGACGUCAAUGAUGUUGUUUGCUGCCAAAAUAAUGAUGGUCUUGGAACAGGCAUUGAUUUAAGAAUUUAG
Messenger RNA from Psylliodes chrysocephalus, 333 nucleotides. The record is from the annotation of a GenBank genome assembly. Lineage: Eukaryota; Metazoa; Arthropoda; Insecta; Coleoptera; Chrysomelidae.